This is a messenger RNA of Anopheles moucheti, 5489 nucleotides long. RefSeq names its product locomotion-related protein Hikaru genki-like. NCBI's taxonomy places the organism in Eukaryota, Metazoa, Arthropoda, Insecta, Diptera, Culicidae. The transcript is spliced from 11 exons. Bases 1 to 2766 code for a protein of 921 amino acids. The record is from RefSeq and is a predicted model, not a curated record.
AUGUCAACAUCCGCCGUGUCGGCGGUGAACGUGGGGCGAACGAUGGGUAACCGGAAGCGCCCGUUGGUGGUGGUCGCACCGAUGCACGCCGGGUUGAAAAUAUGUAAAAUUGAAAUCGGAAAAUGUUUGCUUUUCGUCACGCUGCUAACGAGUGUUUGCUUUCAAGGCGCUCGCACCGACGAGGGUGAAGCGGGGGCGACCUCGGCCGAUCCACAUCCGCCACCGACGAAUGAACCCGAAACAACAACCGGCUGUCCUCCACCCGAUUUGAAAAUUUCCCGACCUCGCAAGCAGUACGCAACAACCGAACCGCCCUUCGUCACAUUCGAAACCACGCAGAUCUACCUGCCGCAAGAUUUCACCACCGCCGACUUUGAACUGGUCGAGGCGGGCAAGUCCGGUGUCAAUGGGCUCCACAGCCGUGCCGAUACCAUCGACCAAGCCGCUGCCCUUCACGGUAACUCCCACGACACCUCCUUCUGGUGGGAGCUGGGCAUCCAGAAUGCGGAAGUUCGUGAGUCUUUGGCGGCAGCCUCUUUCCCGGCACGCUCCAAGCGUGCAGCCGUGGGUCAUCAACGGCGUCCCCAUCAUCACCGCCGUCGGCGUAGGUCGUCCCCCGGUCCGCACGACCAUUUGCUCAACCUGGAGGAACUGUCACCGGCCAUAGUGAUUAAUAACAUCUUCAACGAAAAUGACAGCGACCACAGUGUGUACGACAAUCUGUUCCUCAAUAAUGGACCUUCCGAGGGGGACAUCGAUGAUGAUCGGGAUGGCGAAAACACGCCGGACACGGGCCAGUACCUCGACAAGAACGAAAUCGAGGGCGAAGAGAUCAUCGUCGAGAUGGGUGACAACGGGAGCAUCAUUCGGCGGCGAGUCAAGCGCAAAUCGGGCAAAACGACGGGCGCCCUGAGCCGUGCGAAGGCUGGCAGUGGUGGUGAUGGUGGCAGCAAGAGCAUCGCCCGGCAUCACAAGCAAGAUCACACGAACGCGGACACCCCGGAAGCGGUCGAGCUUGCCGAGGACGCUGCGCUCGGUGGUGGUGACCAGCAUCGUCAGCCGGGCGCCGGGGCACGGGGCACCCAGAUCCGGGUGAAGCGCAAAUCCGGAAAAGCGACCGGUGCGCUCAGCCGACCGAAGGGGGCCAGCGACAGUGGCAGUAAGAGUAUUAGUCGCAAUGCCAACAAAGGGCAGUACGAUGAGGACGGUAGCUACGUGCCGCCGCUCCCGGACUCGGCCGAAAACCCCGACCGGGAGGACAAGGAAAGCGAGGAGGUGGAGGAAAGCCCCGAGCUGCAUCAGUUCCGCGAGGUGUCGGAGGUGCGGUUCCCCGGCGAGGUGGGCCCGCUCGGGGGGCACCGGCUGUGCAAGAUCCAGUGCAUCCGGGGCCACUGGGUGGGACCGCUGUGUGCGAUGAACGAACACGAGCAGGACGAGCACGGGCAGCUGAAGUUCGAACCGCUGUACAAGCGGUGCGUCGUCGAUCACAUUCCGCCGCAUCUGCUGCUGAGCUACAAGAACGUAUCGGUGACGCUCGGGUGGGAUCUUCCGCAUGGGCACACGCUGCAGGCACGGUGCCGUGAUCUCGGGCUGUACAAACUGCUGGGCGAAUCGAAGGUGCUCUGCUCCAACGGUCUGUGGGCGCCGAAGAUGCCGUCCUGCGUACCAACGACACUGUUAACUAAUUACUCCGACGACAGUCCACCAUCGAUUCGCAUCAAGGUAGGCGUUGGAUCGGCCGCGUACGAACCGUCCGGUGUGUUGGCCGUGCUGCCGACCAGUACCAUCCAUCUGGACUGCAUGUACCCGCGUCGGCGUGGUUCCCCCGAAUGGACGUGGACCGGUUGGUUCCGACAGUAUCUCACCGGUUGGUCUGCCGUACCGGAGGAGAAAGCAUCGCGCUAUCGGCUCACGAUUAAGGACAUUCAGAACCAGGACUCGGGCACGUACACUUGUGCCUCGCCGCGUGGUCUAACGAACAGUAUCGUCAUCAUCGUUGCCGUGUCCCAGUGCGCCGCUCUAACGGAACCUAAUCCACCGCUGUCCCUACGCCUGGAGGGCAUCAAACUGGGUCAACGUGCGCUGUACCGGUGUCCCCUGGGUUACAUGCUACAGGGAACGGCUAAUGCGACUUGUCUCGCUUCCGGAAACUGGUCCUCACCGACGCCCACUUGCCACCCGAUCCAGUGUCCGCCGCUGUUCCUGGAGGAUCCGCAUCUGAGCCUGGUCGAGCUGAACACGUCCGCCUGGGGUCGAGCAGUGUUCCGUUGUGCCUGGGGCUACCGGCUAAGUGGACCGCCCGGGCUGGAAUGUGAACCGAACGGACACUGGAGCGGUCCGAUACCGCGCUGCCGUGCCAUUCAAUGUCCACAGCCACUGGUUCCAAUAAACGGCAGAAUCGACGGCACCAGUGGCCUGACGACGUUCGGUCAGCGACGCUAUGCGGUCGGGGCACUGGUAACGUUCAGCUGCACCGAGGGUCAUCUUCUCGUCGGCGAGGCGUCAAUUGUCUGCACCGAAACCGGAUUCUGGUCACACCCGCCCCCGUUCUGUAAAGCACAGUGUCCGUAUCCCGGUGAUCCACCGAACGGUUUGAUUGCACCGCUGAAGUUCCACUACGAUCCGGGAGACUACCUGACCGUCCAGUGUCGGCCGGGUUUUGUCGAGCACGGUGCGAACGGUGGCCCGCCAGAGCGUCCCCGCUGUACGCCCGAGGGCGACUGGUCCGGUCCGGUGCCACAGUGUCGAAGCUACGAGGAGAUUUAAACCCAACAGUCCUAGAGGCAACCGCCGUUCUCCUCUACCCCGUGUAUUCUACAAUAAUUCCACCUCCUAAUACGAUGGAGGGACGAGCAGACGGGUACCUUCGGAGGUCGUAUAAGAAUUUCCACAGCAAAACCCAACAAAAUAGAGCCCAUUGCGUGUGAGAGUCCUUGUGAUAACGGUAACAGAAAAAGAAAAACAAAACAAAUAACAGACCUUCUCGUCGAGUAGCGCAACACAGACACAAUGGCACACGCAAACACACCCGGUCGGUGGUAAGGAUCGGAUGCAUCAAAUCGGUCAAAUCGGUGGAAUCCCCGGCAUAAUCCAUUGUCAGAACGGAUCAGAGCGUGCGGGCACUCCACAUUGAAGUUCCCCCAGUUGGACGAGUGGCCGGAGUGAAGUGAACAAAAAAAUAUAUAAAAGGCAUGCAAAAUCUACUUAUACAUAUUUAUAAAAGUACAAGUUUAACAGGAUCAAACAUCAAAAACAGAACAGAUUUUAUGCUGCUCGGAGCUGCCACCGGUACGGAUCCCGUACCGGGGCGCAUCCGUCUGCCGGGCAUUCUAUUAGUAUCUUCUUCAUGACUAGUGCCACACAUACACGCACUAAUGUAGCUAACUCACCAUUUGUAAGGAGCGUAAGAGCAUCUUGGUUGGUUGCAAAAAGGAGUGUACGAUUACCCACAGCCAUCAGGGGCAUGUCAGAAGAAGUAAGGAUUUUUCGGGUAAGGAGGGAAAAAAGAAGGAACAUGUCUGUUAGGGAACGGAACUGUAAACAGAAGGAUGUAUGUUUUGUUGCACUCACACACAAGAAAAAUACACAAACACACGUAGCAACUUAAGAGUAAAAUGAGUUAAAGGCGUUGGCAUUCAAGGGUCAGAGAAUUGCUACUCGAACUCACAUCCCCGCUAGUUUCCCCAUUUUACGCUCGAGGGUGAACAAGUUUAAUGAUUCAUCUACGUUACAGUGCACAUUCAGAUGCAUGGAUAAAAAUCAUGUUGCAUCAUCUAUGAUGGUGAGUUAAACGAAAGUUACAAAAAAUAAGGAACGAGUCACAACACGUAAACGUUGGGGAGUUAUGGAUGGUAAGAUUUAUCCAGUCGAGAAUUCUCAACUUUUGCAAACCUUUAAACAAACUACAGACAAACCCUUCGCAUAACCUUUCUCUCCCUGACAACUCCAACUACGGACUGCUUACGUAUUCAUUGCUCCUUGAAUGGAAAAACCAUAUCAGCUACACAGAAAGAUAUCAGACUACUAACAAAUAUAUAUAUAUAUACACAAACAAACACACCCGAGCAAAGGAUAAUGGGAAUCAGUUGAUGCAACGUGGCAUGUAAAAAAAUCACUUGACAUUAUUGCGUUUGAAGAGGUUAACAGCCGACCAGUGUGUCCUUCUUUCACUCUCUUCAAUUAGUGUGCGUGUGUGUAUAAAAAAGGCAAUCAUAGUGUGCUAUGCUAUGAUGCUUAAUCGUGUUAUUUGCAACACUUCCACACAGAGAAAAAAAAACACAAACGAGAAGGAAGUAAUAAAUCCCUCACAAAUCUAUACAUAUUUUAUCAUUAUCCAGAAAAAAAACACACACACACACAUGAGCAGCAUUAACUAAACCAUAUCUCCCACAAACCGAACAUACGGAAGACACAUUCCUCCGUUGUCCUUAUGGGCGGGGAAAAUCUCUAACACAACAGUCCCAAAGUAAGUCCGAUAAAUACAAAUCAAAUGUAGCGGGAAAAGGGGGACGGAAACACGCACACACACACACACAACUUGAACCUAUAAUCAAAAUGUCUUAACAAACAAAAAAAAACAUCAACUGGAUACCUUUAGCAGAACGGCACACAAGAAGUAUUUACAACAAGAGCUAGGAAAAAGGAAGCAACACAACGCGCACAUCUUACAACCGCAGAGGGUUAUCUUUAACAUAACAGAUUUAAGGUUACACAAGCGGUACAUUCAAUGGGAUUAAAAAAUUGUCGUUUGUUACGGAUGGAACACCAGUUCACAUUUCCAUUCGCUGCUUAGUUUGUCAUCACACUUUACCGUUGUGUGUAAUGGAGAGCUUUUCAUAAACACACACACACACACACACGUUAAUUACAAUCUGGGCGUACAAUGGUAUUGCAAAUCUGCGAACCGGGAACCUCAUUAGAUGGGUGUGUUAAGAUGCAACUCCACACGCACAAAUUACACACGUAACGUUGAGUUUAUGCUUGGUAAGCAAAUAAAGGUUCCACUGUUUUUUUCUUGCGGAUAGUCGGAAAAGCUCGCUGUCAUGGCGAACUGGUUGAAAAGCAACGAACGGUGCCGGUUUUAAUUGGUCACCUUCAAUCCACGCGUUUGAAAAGUGAAUUUAGUUGCACCUUUAUUUCCUUCCUAUUACAACGUUACAAAUUCCUUCCAGAAGCGCCAGAACGUGUGAACAGGCGCGUCUAGCUUCACUCUUACACCCUACAACCACUCAAUCUUACUUAAGCAAACAAAAUUUAAAACAUGGAAUAGGCACACCACACAAACGCAUGAGGCAAUGUAAUAUCACACGAAAAGCGGUUCUAAAACCCGACAUGUGAAUAGAUAGAGUCGUACGUCGCGUGAUGUGCGGCGGUGGGUUUGAGCAGCAAUCGACAACAAUGUACGACGAACACAGUUUAACGAUAUGGUCUGUAUCAUAGACGGGGGUUAAAGGAAAGUGAAACAAAAUAAAGCAAACCAUUUAUGUAAA